AUGGAUGAUUCGGAAGGCGACUAUGAGAAAGGAAAAAGGCUUUACAAAUUGCGUUGCUUGCAUUGUCAUACUAUCAACACAACAGCUGAAAAACAGGGUCCUACGCUGAACGGAAUAAUGGGCAGAACUAGCGGUACUUUACCCGGGUACACAUAUUCAGACGCAAAUAAGAAUAAGUCCAUUUUUAUUCUCGCAGCAAGGUCCGUAAGCGUGGACGACAGCGCACGCACUGUUGCGAAAUAUCGUUCUCGACCGUGGCUUAUCAAAUUUUGUUAUCUAAACGAUAACGUUGUUUGGACGAGAGAAACUAUGGACGAGUACUUGAAAAAUCCAAAAAAGUUCAUGCCUGGAACGAAAAUGAUAUACAAUGGCUUGAAGAAAGCUGAGGAUCGUGCUGAUCUCAUCAAAUACAUAGAAGUUGAGAGUGCUAAGCCAAUACAAUAA
Molecule: messenger RNA, 444 nt
Organism: Cylicostephanus goldi
Lineage: Eukaryota; Metazoa; Nematoda; Chromadorea; Rhabditida; Strongylidae
Source: the annotation of a GenBank genome assembly